AUGGCGGCGGAUGGCACCUGUGGGGGCCGGGGGCGGGGGGCCGGGGAGCAGGAAGGCGGGGCGGGCCGACGAGCCGGCAGGAUGGUGGGUUUCACUCCGGGGCUUCCCCGUCCUUGCUCUUCCUCCUGCAGCGGCGGCGGCGGCGGCGGCUACGACAAGCGACGGCGGGCGGCAGCGGCAGGAGCAGGCGACUCCACUUUCAAAAUGGCGCCGGCUGGCCUGGGCACUGACGUCAUCGGGGGCGUGGUCUCCGGGCGGGGCCGAGGGCGGGGCGAGGCGGGGAGCGGCCCGGCGGCCUCCUGGCCCCGCCCCUUCCUCUCCGCGGGGCCGCCUGGUCCCACCGUCCCGUCCUGCGCCGCGCUCGGGCCCGCGCUGGGGACCGGGGACCGGGGACCGGGGACCGGGGAUCUGCCCUCUUUCGGCGCCCGGUGCGCGCUCCUCUCGGCCCAGCUCCCCGGCCCCGGGCCCCCAGCCCUCGCGCCGGUGCCGGACCCUGGGGUGGCGCCGCUCUACCGAAAAAGUCCCCGCUCGCAGGGGUUCGUGCGGGCCUGGGUCUUUUAG
Pipistrellus nathusii (Nathusius's pipistrelle) is the source of this 561-nucleotide messenger RNA. Lineage: Eukaryota; Metazoa; Chordata; Mammalia; Chiroptera; Vespertilionidae. The record is from the annotation of a GenBank genome assembly.